Molecule: messenger RNA, 249 nt
Organism: Exophiala spinifera
Lineage: Eukaryota; Fungi; Ascomycota; Eurotiomycetes; Chaetothyriales; Herpotrichiellaceae
Exons: 1
Coding region: 1-249 (82 amino acids)
Source: RefSeq, a predicted model, not a curated record
AUGGAUCCUCCUCGACAUAUUCGGCUGGAUCUUGUUUCCGUUAUGGCUAGCGCUACGCUCAUCGUGCUUGGAGGGGGUUGCAUGGGAGAGGCCCCGGCAAGGCAGGAUGUGCCACACGAUGAGGCAUCCCCUGCACCAUGGCAGCUCAAGUCGAAAUCUGUCGAAAUUCUCGGCUGGUUGCCAUUUCAAGUUGACACCGACAUCGGGGCUUUCGCAAUACUGCUGGCCGGUAAGGUUCUAAACUACUAA